AUGGUUUUUGAUGAUAUAUGGCUUUCUGAUGAUGAAGAAUAUAAACCUGCUAUCACCGAGAACUACGGUCUGGAUGAUAACGGUCCUGUACAUGUUGAUUUGUUGUCUCUGAAAAGAAAGCAUGCAAAACAAGGAUAUUUAGACGGGAUAUCGAAGGCGAAGGAAGAAAGCUUGCAACAAGGUUUUGACGAGGGAUAUCCUAUAGGAGCUAGGAUGGGAGCUCGAAUUGGAGAGAUCUUGGCUCAACUGAAAAUCCUGCUAAUGCAGUCAAAGAUUUCAGCUGAAGACUAUGACUCCGCAUUUCAUGAACUGAACAUAAAGAAAGUACUACAAACUGACUUUUUUGACUCUAAGUUAAACAUGUUGGAUGAACGAGAACAUCCAAUGAUUAGGAAAUGGAUGACAUUUUGUGAAUCUAAAAGGGAUUUGCAAAGUCAGCUUUGA
Molecule: messenger RNA, 444 nt
Organism: Ogataea haglerorum
Lineage: Eukaryota; Fungi; Ascomycota; Pichiomycetes; Pichiales; Pichiaceae
Exons: 1
Coding region: 1-444 (147 amino acids)
Source: RefSeq, a predicted model, not a curated record